Molecule: messenger RNA, 288 nt
Organism: Rotaria socialis
Lineage: Eukaryota; Metazoa; Rotifera; Eurotatoria; Philodinida; Philodinidae
Source: the annotation of a GenBank genome assembly
AUGUGGGAAAGUUCUAUUCAAGAAGAGCCAACACUAGAAAAAGUUGCUAAUAAUUUAAUAAAAAUAAAGAUUUUAAGAUCAUCUGAUAAUGAACCUGGUGUCGAUUUACUCAAAAUUACUGGAACAAAAGGUAAAGCAAAUCUUUAUGUGACAACAUUGAUACAAUUGAUGUACACUAUGGAAGAGUUGGCUGCAUUACAGCCAGCUGAUACUUAUAGUGAUAAUGGAUAUAAGUUGAUACAGGAAGCUGUUCGUUCUAAGUUUAAACUUAGUGAUGAUCAUUUAUAA